AAGAAAUGAAGGGCCAAUCAGAACGGAACAGUUGUCAAAAGCAGAGUGCGAGCUCUGCACAAAUUGCCAUUGCUGGCAGCAAAGCAAUGGUAUGAGAACCAGAGCGAGGAAGUGUUUGUGAGAUUCUCUAGAGAGAGUGAGAGUGAGAAAGAGAGAGAGAGAGAAAAAUGGGGAAGAGACGAAGACCCAGAAAAAGAAAAGUCGAAGAAGAAGAAGAAGAAGAAGAAGAAGGGCAAGCAGAGUCAGGCUUCAAUGGCGUCCGCCACGAACAAGUGCCCAACAACCCUACUCCAUCUCCUCCUCCGGGGUUGCCAUCUUUGCCAGUGCAUUAUUCCCGUGCACGCUCAAGAUACCCAACACGAUGUAGAAAGACGAUCCUUGCUCAGGGUGCUACCAUGGGCAACAUCACUUCCAAACCUCCUUUUCAAACUCUGGUCUCAAAUACUCCAGUUUCCUCCUCAAGGUCCCCUACUCAACAUGUAAAGACGGAAAACGGCUCCCAGAAACACUGGCACUUAUGGAUGGCUAAUAGGGGUGAAACAAUAGAAAACGUCAACAACUCUGCAAAAUCCGAAGAUUGGUCCAUUCCAAAGCAAAAUGACUUGGUGGACAUUGAGAAGCUUACUUCAAAACUUCUUCAUCAAAGUCAGGGCCCAGAAAAGCACCAUCCUGCUGAUCCUCCCUCUGCACCAUAUGAGCUUGUAUUGGACAAUCAUCUUCCAAAUAUGGAGGCUACUGAGGCACCAAAUAUCAUUGAGAACAGACAUGAAGAGCGUGCCAACAAUCUUGACCAAAAGGCUGAGCCGACACAAUCUCUGAGUCUUAACAUUACAGAGAUGGCUGCAAUGAGCGAUGACUUUUCUGAUCUCGAUGAAGUUGCUUCUGCACUUAAUGUUGCUUUGGUCACAGUAAAUGGGUAUAGAGUGAAGGAAGAAUUUGCAUCUCUACUUAGGGAUAUCUUCUCAAAAUAUGGAGAUAUUGCUAAGGAUAGCUCUUUGCAAUCUGAGAGAUCACGUUCAUCUUUCUUGGAGAUGGUCUGUGGCAUCUUCCAGAGAUUACAAGGGACAAAAUUUACAGAUGUUACAGAUAUAGAGCUCAAAUCCAUGCUUGAUAUCAUUGGUGACAUUGAAUUCGUAAAACUGGAAGUUGGAUGGCUUCGUACAAGGCUUCAAGAGAUUUAUGAGGCAAAGCUACUGUUUAUGGGCUCUUCUUCCCUGAAGGAGGCGAAGACAAGAAACAGCGAAGCAAUUGGAAAAAUGGAGCAAGUGGUGGAAGGGUACCAGAUUGAAAUACAAAUUCUACAAGAGAAAAUAUCCUCAUCAGAGGACAAGCUGGCUGCAAUGAAAGCUGAGUCUGAGAAGAUCAAUGGAAUGGUCCUCAACACGAAGACCAAAGUGAAAUGUUUUCAUCAGAGGUCGUUGGUAGGUGGCCUACUGUAAUUCACUCUCUCUGUGGACAACUUCUGUGGUUUGUCUUGAACAUAGUUCAAUUUAGAUCUUUCUAGUAUGCGUGAAAUCGUUUGUGCUAAUCAUAUGAUAUUGAUGAUGAGAUCAUGAGAUGGUCUUGUGGAACUCCUAUUCUGCAUUGUCAGGUACAUGUAAUGUUUUGUGUGGAACUACUUUUUCACUAAAUAUUAAUAAUACAUGCCUUAUAUAUGAUUUCGACUGUUAAAA
This is a messenger RNA of Camellia sinensis, 1673 nucleotides long. RefSeq lists its product as uncharacterized. NCBI's taxonomy places the organism in Eukaryota, Viridiplantae, Streptophyta, Magnoliopsida, Ericales, Theaceae. The record is from RefSeq and is a predicted model, not a curated record.